This is a messenger RNA of Rhagoletis pomonella (apple maggot), 939 nucleotides long. RefSeq lists its product as uncharacterized. Gene Ontology annotation, cellular component: extracellular region. Gene Ontology annotation, molecular function: chitin binding. The coding region runs from base 1 to 792 and encodes 263 amino acids. NCBI's taxonomy places the organism in Eukaryota, Metazoa, Arthropoda, Insecta, Diptera, Tephritidae. The transcript has 4 exons. The record is from RefSeq and is a predicted model, not a curated record.
AUGGUAAAUUGUGAAAUUGGUGAUACAUAUGGGGAUGGAUUUGGAGUAGAUUCUGCAGUAUUUAAGUUGGCUGAGCUAUGGCGUUGUGGUGUUGCGAGAAUUGGUGAGGAGGUUGAGACAGAUUUAAUUGAACUAUCGGAUCCUUGUGACUCGAGCGUUUGUGCUAAUGCUACUAAUGAUGGCGUCGCUUAUCCAGCCAACAACUAUCCGCAAGGAUUUUGCAUAUGCGUAAAUGGCGUGCCGGAAGUACAUGCUUGCCCAAGUGGUGCUGUAUUCGAUCCAACUACUGCGAUAUGCAUAUCUUCGACCACUCUGCAAUGCGAUAUAUCCAAAUGUGCUAAUGCAACCUCAGAAAACACAUAUCCCGUUGCAGCCAAUAAUGACUCGCACGGUUUUUGCUACUGUUUCUCAGCAACUGAAAUUGAGUUCUUCUCCUGCCCAGACGAUGCCUUGUUUGAUCCCGACCUCGGAAUUUGUGAUGUGAAUGGAGCGGUUACAUCUACACCAGAAUCUGAAGGCAAUUGUACUUGUCCAGGAGGUUACAAAGAAGGACAAUUAGUAGCAAACCCAACAAACUGCCGACUGUACUAUGUCUGCAGCUCAGGUCGGCUUCAAGAACACGAUUGUGGUGCAGGAAAUUCAUUCGAUCAAGUUAGUCUUUCUUGUCAGCCGGUGGACAAAAAACGGACGCACACAAUUGGACACAUGAUGCGCUCAAAAGUUCUUCCAGAGGAUGAUGUAAGAUCUUUUAAGAUUUUUAAAAAUUUCUUUAAAAAACUUACUCAAUCCUGAAUAUGUCAAGGCUUGUCUCUUUAAAACUUAUUUACUGCUUUAAAAUAUAUUGGGAAUCGGUACCUUUUGUUUAGAGCCAAUGCUACAUAAUUUAAUUUAAUAUACAUGCGUAUGUACGUAGAUUAGAAAAUCCGCUUGUUUGACAAU